Etheostoma cragini (Arkansas darter) is the source of this 7645-nucleotide messenger RNA. RefSeq names its product eph receptor B2b (gene ephb2b). Gene Ontology annotation, molecular function: ATP binding; transmembrane-ephrin receptor activity; protein binding. Gene Ontology annotation, biological process: protein phosphorylation; axon guidance; cell surface receptor protein tyrosine kinase signaling pathway. NCBI's taxonomy places the organism in Eukaryota, Metazoa, Chordata, Actinopteri, Perciformes, Percidae. Gene Ontology annotation, cellular component: neuron projection; plasma membrane. The transcript has 16 exons. The record is from RefSeq and is a predicted model, not a curated record. Bases 130 to 3099 code for a protein of 989 amino acids.
UUGGUUUUCUCUGCUAUCUGGGAUCGCUCUAUCGGAGGUGAAGGACCGACUGUCCCCUCUCUGCUUGGGCUGUCAAUGGCUUUCGGGACAUAUUUAAUUUGAAUGUCUGGGCGAUAUAAGUGACCAAUAAUGGAUAUUCUAUGGAUAUUAUGGACCAUACCGGCCGUAAUAGCUGUUGAAGAGACACUUAUGGACUCCACUACAGCCACAGCGGAGCUGGGCUGGACGGUCUACCCCGUGUCAGGGUCGAGUGACAACAGCUGGGAGGAGGUGAGCGGAUAUGAUGAAAACAUGAACACCAUCCGGACGUACCAGGUCUGCAAUGUUUUCGACAACAAUCAAAACAACUGGGUACGGACAAAGUACAUCCGGCGCCGGGGCGCUCAGCGGAUCCACGUGGAGAUGAAGUUCUCAGUGAGGGACUGCAGUAGCAUUCCCAACGUGCCGGGCUCCUGUAAAGAGACGUUUAACCUCUAUUACUAUGAAUCCGAUGCCGACACAGCCACCAGAACAUCACCGGCUUGGAUGGAGAACCCCUGGAUCAAAGUCGACACCAUCGCAGCGGACGAGAGCUUCUCCCAGGUGGACCUAGGGGGCAGAGUGAUGAAGAUCAACACCGAGGUUCGAAGCUUUGGCCCAGUGUCACGGAAUGGCUUCUACCUGGCCUUCCAGGACUACGGCGGCUGUAUGUCGCUCAUCGCUGUGCGCGUCUUCUACCGAAAGUGCCCCCGUAUCAUCACUAACGGGGCGUUGUUCCAGGAGACGCUCUCGGGAGCAGAGAGCACCUCCCUGGUGGCUGCGAGAGGUGUUUGCAUCCCCAACGCAGAGGAGGUAGAUGUGCCCAUUAAGUUGUACUGCAAUGGAGACGGUGAAUGGAUGGUACCCAUCGGACGCUGUAUGUGCAAGGCUGGGAACGAGGCUGUGGAGAAUGGGACCGUUUGUCGAGCCUGUCCGUCUGGCUUUUUCAAGCCCACUCAAAAAGACGAGCCUUGUAUGCAGUGUCCCAUCAACAGCCGCACCACCAGUGAAGGCGCCAUAAACUGUGUUUGCCGCAACGGCUACUACCGCACCGACUCCGAUCCUCUCCAGAUGCCGUGCACAACUGUCCCGUCAGCUCCACAGACUGUUAUCUCCAGCGUGAAUGAAACCUCUGUGAUGCUGGAGUGGUUGCCUCCCCGGGAUUCGGGGGGCCGCGAGGACGUAGUCUUCAACAUCAUCUGCAAGAGCUGCGGUGGAGGCCGUGGAGGCUGCACCCGCUGCGGGGACAACGUUCAGUUUUUGCCCCGUCAGCUGGGCCUGACAGAGCCCCGGGUCUACAUCAGUGACCUGUUGGCCCACACACAGUAUACGUUUGAGGUGCAGGCUGUCAACGGGGUGUCAGAUCAGAGCCCCUACUCCCCUCAGUACUCCUCCGUCAACAUUACCACUAACCAGGCUGCUCCAUCUACUGUAUCCAUAAUGCACCAGGUCAGUCGCACCGUGGACAGCAUCACCCUCUCCUGGUCCCAGCCUGACCAGCCUAAUGGCGUCAUCCUGGACUAUGAGCUACAGUAUUAUGAAAAGGAUCAAUCAGAAUAUAACGCUACCGCCAUCAGGAGCCAGACCAACACAGUGGUCAUACGUGGCCUCAAACCAGGAAGCAUCUACGUGUUCCAGGUCCGGGCCCGAACCGUAGCUGGCUUUGGACGUUACAGUGGCAAACUGUACUUCCAGACCAUGACUGAGGAGGAGUACAACACCAGUAUUCAGGAGAAGCUACCACUCAUCAUCGGCUCGGCAGCUGCUGGCUUGGUCUUCCUCAUUGCGGUUGUCGUCAUCAUCAUCGUCUGUAACCGGAGGCGUGGCUUUGACAGGACUGAUUCAGAAUACACAGACAAACUGCAGCAUUACACCAGCGGCCACAUGACUCCAGGAAUGAAGAUUUAUAUCGAUCCGUUCACAUAUGAGGACCCCAACGAGGCUGUGAGGGAGUUUGCCAAGGAGAUUGAUAUAUCCUGUGUGAAGAUUGAGCAGGUCAUUGGUGCAGGCGAGUUUGGAGAGGUGUGCAGCGGUAACCUGAGGCUCCCAGGCAAAAGGGAGAUGUUUGUGGCCAUAAAAACUCUGAAGUCUGGCUACACUGAAAAGCAAAGGCGAGACUUCCUCAGCGAGGCCAGCAUCAUGGGCCAGUUCGACCAUCCGAACGUCAUUCACUUGGAAGGCGUGGUCACCAAGAGCAGUCCUGUCAUGAUCAUCACCGAGUUCAUGGAGAAUGGGUCUCUGGACUCCUUCCUCAGACAAAACGAUGGCCAGUUUACUGUGAUCCAGCUGGUUGGUAUGCUACGCGGCAUCGCCUCAGGCAUGAAAUACCUGGCCGACAUGAACUACGUGCAUCGCGACCUCGCUGCCCGGAACAUCCUGGUCAACAGCAACCUUGUGUGCAAAGUGUCGGACUUCGGCCUCUCGCGCUUCUUGGAGGAUGAUACAUCUGACCCUACCUACACUAGUGCUUUGGGAGGGAAGAUUCCUAUCCGAUGGACUGCACCCGAAGCUAUCCAGUACAGGAAGUUCACCUCUGCCAGUGAUGUGUGGAGCUACGGGAUCGUCAUGUGGGAGGUCAUGUCCUACGGAGAGAGGCCUUACUGGGACAUGACCAAUCAAGAUGUCAUCAAUGCCAUAGAGCAGGACUACCGGCUGCCCCCACCCAUGGACUGUCCCAGCGCGCUGCACCAGCUCAUGCUAGACUGCUGGCAGAAGGACCGCAACAACCGGCCCAAGUUCAGUCUGAUCGUCAACAACCUCGACAAGAUGAUCCGCAAUCCCAACGCGCUGAAGGCCAUGACCCCGUUAUCUUCAGGUGUUCAUCUCCCUCUCCUGGACCGCAGCAUCCCAGACUUCUCCAGCUUCAGCACUGUGGACGAGUGGCUGGAUGCCAUCAAGAUGGGCCAGUACAAAGACAAUUUUGCCAGCGCUGACUUUUCUACAUUUGAUGUUGUGUCCCAGAUGACAAUGGAGGACAUCCUGAGGGUUGGUGUGACGUUAGCAGGCCAUCAAAAGAAGAUCCUCAACAGCGUCCAGAUGAUGCGGGCACAGAUGAACCAGAUCCAGUCGGUGGAGGUUUGACCCCCCCCCCGAGUGGAACAGAGAGGGGGUAAAAAGGCGGCUGGGAUGCGGCUCUGGGUGCGGAGGAUGGAGUGGAUCUUUUUUUCGCGUUACAGUGUGUCUGGUCUUCCCACCAGGCUACCAUUCAUCCCCCGUUCCCCUCUCCAGUUCCCUCUUAUCUCCUAACCCUGACUCUCCAUCCAUCUUCGGGAUCCGCUGUGGAGAGGUGUGCAAAACAAAGAUCCAUGUGCAGAGGGCCCACAGCCAACCCAUCUUUGGAGCCAGAAACAUGGUGACCAGCAACACGUUUUUUCAAUCUUCCUCCAAUUUUCAUUUGAUGUUGGACUUCUUCUGUUGUUUUUCUUUGGUUUGUUUCUUCUGAUAAUUUUGUAAAGAUUUUUUUAAAGAAAAAAAAAAGAAAACCUGAGAAAAGGCAAGGAGUUUAUCUAAAUUUAUAGAUGAUAUAAGCGUGUACACUAGACAAACUGAGUAGGAAAGCUACCCUUUAAAAGGGCAAAAAAACAAAAAAACAAAAAAGAAGAAUUAUGGAGACGAGGCCAUCCUCGACAAGGUGUGUCCUGGCAUCUUCUUAAUUCUGGACAUCGCGAGGAGUCACAGAGUUCUCUGUGGCCUUCUGAAAGGCAAACCACAGAGGAGACUGAGGGACGCGCACUCCCAACGGUUUCCCCUGGAGAGAAAUAAAUUCAAAAGAAAACCAUGAAAUGGACGACAUAUGACAACACGUGACUGAUGUCAACACACAUCCAUUCAGACUGACAGUUCACACAGUGAAAUCAACACUAAAGAAAAAGAAGGAAAAAAAAUACAUAGUUUUUUUCUCACUGCAAGUCAUUUUCUAUAUUGUGUUACAUUUUGUGAUGAAAAAAUCCAUCUCACCAUGCAGUUUUUUUUAACUUUCACAGUGAAAUAUUCACAGCCUGCCAAAUAGAACCCUUCCCGUUUUGCCCCCCAGUCAUGAUCCUGUACUGUACAUCUCAGAUGCACUUGACCUGCGGUAACGCCAGGACUCAGAAACAGACAGAACUGACCGCAGGGGACCUUUAAGUUGUUGUCACGUCACUUUCUUUCCUUAUUUUGUGAAAAAAAAGAGCUUGUGAGUAAAAAAAAACAACAACAACAAACCAACGUCCUACAUAGAUUCAAAGAGUUUACAUCGCGGUCCACACACACAUACAGUGUGUGCUGUAAUAGCAUCCUCCUUCCUCUCCAGCGUUGUCCGUGCACUCGUCGCACACACACACGUACCACGUGCACAAAGAAGCAGUAGCUCCCGAAGCGUCGGGACUCGUGUUUGAUAGCAUGCUGAGUGAGUGGUUCAUUUAACAGUGCUUUGAUUUGCUGCAAUUACUAGAACUCUGUUUAGUAAAAGCUUGGAUUUGACACACUUUACAGAGUAUAAUGUGACUGCAUUAUAUUCAGUGUUUCUUCUUCUUCUUCUUCUUCUUCUUCUUCUUCUUCCAGUUUUCCUUUUGAAAAGACUUAUGUUUAAAGUAUUAAAGUUUUGAUACCAGACAUGGUUGUUUUACACACACACACAGUCAUGAAUAGACUUUGCAAUCAGGCGUUGAUGAAUUAAAAUCAAAAAUGCAUCGUGCUAUAUUUUGCAAUUUCUCUAUGGAUAUUAUUGAAUUGUCAUUUAUUUUUACUUUUAGUUUUUGUUUUGUUUUCUGCACUGAGUCUAUUGUUUGACUCCAACAAAGUCUGGAUCUUCCAUCAAUGCUUAGAAGUGUAUUUUGGAUCAUGUUGGUGCACAAAACCAUGUAGAUAAACCGCACUUCCCUGUGAUUGGUUUUGAUUUUAUAGACAGUAUUAUGCAUUUAUUAUAUGGCCUCCUGUCUCGUGCGUACAGAGCUGUCAAUCAUUGGUUGCGUUGCCACUGGUAACCUGGUGUAAACGGUUAUGCGUGGGAAAAGAUGGAGUUCGUAGCAAUGCAAUGAUUCCCUGGAGUCGGGGAAGCAGGCAGGUGUUUUGUAUACAGCCAGUAAAUGAUAUCGGCGGUGCAGUGUUCCUACCGGGCGCCGCUCCGAGACCUGACAGCCAGACACGGACGUCCAACUGUGAACCAUCGGUCAGAUGUGUCUAGUCACAGCGGGGCGGCCGCACCCCGAUCACAGCCGCUCUGUCCAGGCACUGAUUCUCCCUCUCUCCCCCUUGAUCGCACACAUGCCUGUCGGCCACCUGUCUGCCGCUCCCACUGAUCUCCACGCAGUCGGCCUCCAGCAGUUGUCUGGUUUUGUCUCCGCGACUUUACAAGCGUCAACAGCAGCAGCAGCAGACCGACGCUCAUCAGCGGGGCAGUCGUGUCUUGUCUUAACUGGAUGCUGCGUGCCAAUGAGUAUGUAGGACAAAAAAGAUUGGACAAUGCAUCCAUGUUGGCUUGAACCACAUUCUCAGGCUUGACCUGGGUUUUUGUGCUGUCCCUACAGACCUCUGUAGCACCAAAGCCCUGGGUGAAAAAAAAGUGACACACCUCAGUUACUGCAAACCCCUGUUGUCUUACCUUUCAUUACACUGGCUCUCGUUAUCCCUGGAGAAGUUAAGGACAUGGGCGGAGGGAUUUUUAUUCUCUUUCUGCUCCAUAAUCCUCAUCUGCAGUGCAACACAUCAGAACAAAUAUUUCCCUGGGAGCUUUUAUAUCACAUGAAACUGGGAGGACAAUCAUGAGCUGUUAGUCAUAGCUGAGAGAUGAUGAGAAGUGCCACUAAUGCCAACAUGCAGACUGCUUUUUUUUAGUUUUUAGUUUUUGUUUUAGACUGUCAACCCUUUCCAUUCUUUAAUACUUAACAGCUCAUCAGUUUUAUUUUGUGAGGCCUUCUCAUGGUACGGCAAAUAUUCCACCGUCAGGAAAAACGCUUAAUGGGUGAGAAAUCAAGCAAGAAAUGAAUCUAAAGUAUACACAAGGCUGGUGAGUUUCCUGCUCCGGUCCCAUUAAAGCUCGUUCAGAUGCUUGUCCAUGGACGCUGCCCAGACUUUCAGUUAUUAAUCAAGCAAUUAUCCUUGAACUUUGCUUCAAGGGAUUACCCUAACCAUGGUGGCCAGGCAUGCUUAUUGCUGGUCAUAAAAUAGUGCUGAAGUUGACUUUAUGUUGCAUACUGUCAAUAUUUUCUUCUGGCUAAGAGGAUACUCUUUGUUGAACUCCUUCUGAAGGGUUAGAUUGUUGAUUUACAUUUUAUCUGAAGGAGUUUUAAGAAAACCUUUUUGAUUGAAUGAGUGUUUGAAAAUGCUAUAUUAAGUAUUUAUGUAUCUUAUUUUGAUGGCACAAAAGAGACGUAGCGGGAGAAUUAAUUGACGCACUUAUGUCAAGUGUUUCAAGUGUUUUUGCCUGGCUUUUCAACAGCAGGCCAGCGGCUGCCUUUACACCAAGGCCCACGCUGUGAAAAAGCCCAAAUACCAAGUUACUAGUUCAUCUGGUACAGUUUUUAUGGAGGUGUGGGGAUUAUUCUUUUAUCAGCUCCCUGAAAUCAGACUAAAUAUUCAAGUAAAAGUAUUGUCCAUUAAUGUAAAUGGUACAGAACUGAACAUUGAAUAACCGGGUAAUUUGUAUAUACAGGAAGGUAUAUGCCCUUCAUGUCACAUUCACUUGCAUUUGUCUUCGUAUUUAUUAAGUUUUACAGCACCAAAAUUUGGCCACCUACACAUGCACACUCCAGCUUCUCUAGUUUAAAAACCUUUUUACUGUUUUCCUCUGUAAAUUGAAGCAGACGCAGCGUGGUCCUGGCUCCCGUGAUGGGUUCACACUUAAAACAUACUCUCAUCCUACAUCUGUGAAGCAAAGUAAAAACCACUCAGUCCUGCCCUCACCGUGUGCCAUUUUUUUUUUUUCAAGGACGGAGGAAAACCGUUAAGUCUCGGUGUUACUGUUACAUGAUCGUGUGCAUAAACACGAGCUGUGCCAGGCAGUACCCACUGGGCUGCGUUUGAACGCCGCCCAACUCCAGCAUGGUCGGAGCGAGAGAUCUGCCUCAUGGAUGUAUUAACUGCCUCCUGUUGUGGCGGACAGAAAAUAGCUCCUAUUUGAUGGAGGCAGCACGAAGCACCAGAGCGCCCUCUACUGCUGUGGUGGUCAAAUGUAGCUUGGAUUGAUAUUUUCAGGUGCAGAUAUACAGUCUGUGAACGCUGCAGCAGGCAGAGCUCCAGUGUUCAGGACACUUCAGCGUGCUGCUGAUGGACAACAAGUCUGUGUCUUUCCCACUGUUGGACAAACGUUCAUACCAAUACCAUACCACCUGUCUCCCCCUACAUGACCCUGUGUUCCAUCUCUGCCCCCCCCUUGCCCCCUCCCACUACCACUCUGGCUGUUGGCCUGUACAGACAGGGCGUCUCCACAUGUUCCCCUGUCCUCUAAAGCUCACAUUGUAGACCAGUGCCGGUUCAGACCACUGUGACUGAUGUGGGAGAUCCUGUAUUUCUGUAUAAAUGUAUAUUGACUGUAACCCUGUGAAUGAUGUAACAAUUUCAUUAUUUGUAAUAUUGUCAUUGGUUUAUUUUCUAAAAAUGGAAAGCCCAGCUUGACUCUCCUCAAUAAAAAAUAAGAUCUGUUAUAAAA